Molecule: messenger RNA, 1198 nt
Organism: Zea mays
Lineage: Eukaryota; Viridiplantae; Streptophyta; Magnoliopsida; Poales; Poaceae
Exons: 4
Coding region: 85-942 (285 amino acids)
Source: RefSeq, marked validated
GAAAAUCACAAAUUGAGAGAGGGAGAAGGGGGUGGGGGUUACGUAACACGGCGAUUCAGGAGGGGAUAGCAUCGUCAUCGCAAAAUGCAGGCUCUCCUGCUCCCCGCGCGGGCCGCGCCGCCGACGCCGGCGAUGCUUCGGCAGCGUGCGGUUUCUGCCUCCGCGUGUGCGUCGCAGGUCUGCCGCCCCCUAUUCGGUGCCGCCAGUUGCAUCUCCUGUGGGGUCCACGGAAGCGUUCGGCGGCACCUCACAGUGGCGGUGGCGGCGGCCCCGCCCUCGCCUUCGUCCUCACCUUCGUCGGGACCGCUCUACCCGACGCCUCCACCCACCGAGCAGGAGGUGGAGAGGGUCAAGCUCGAGCAGGUUAUGAGGAGACUAGAGAAAACAGCAAGGUAUUUCAAGAAUUUGGGUACCCUGGGGUUCUGGUCCCAAUUGGUGUGCACAAUUAUUUCUGCUGGAAUUUUGGCAUUCUCUACAGUUGUAACGGGGAAGGUGACAUCACCCUUUACAUUCUAUGCAACUGCUGCUGGUAUUGCUGCUGCUUUUAUUUCAGUCUUCUGGUCAUUUGGUUACAUCCGUCUCUCUGAAAGGCUUAGAAAAACAUCCAAAGAACCUGCUAAGGCUCCUCCACGUGCUGAUGUUGUUAAGAGCCUUAAAAAUGGCAUCGUGGUUAAUAUUCUUGGGAUGGGCGCUGCUGUUCUCGGCAUGCAAGCUACUGUUGGUGCUUUGGUAGCAAAAGCUCUCACAACCUCUGCAGUACCCUAUUAUCAGGCUGCUGGCCAAAGCCCUGUCUUGGCUUUAGAUGUUUUCCUAGUUCAGGCUUCAGCGAACACCAUCCUGUCGCAUUUCCUUGGGGUGGCGAGCUCCCUGGAGCUGCUGCGCUCGGUGUCACUGCCUCCAGCAGAAGCCGCCGUCCCGGCCCCGGCCCCUGCACGGGCCUGAGCCAUGGCCCGUUGGGCAGGUCAAGAAAAACCUUCAAUCCUUGGCUUUGGCUCUAGACAGUUGCUAUUUCUUGAUUGCAUGUACAACUUGCAUCAAGAAUACAUACACAUCGAUGCCUUCCAGUUCACCUGGACGCAACAUGUUCGCGUAAUUCCCGCCGAGUGUGAGCUCUUGCAUGAGCACUCGCGAACCACAUGUGGCGCUUGUUUGCUGUGCAAGUGCAAGUGAGUGCAGUGACCGGCUCUCGCUCGUUCUU